Molecule: messenger RNA, 6236 nt
Organism: Linum trigynum
Lineage: Eukaryota; Viridiplantae; Streptophyta; Magnoliopsida; Malpighiales; Linaceae
Source: the annotation of a GenBank genome assembly
UGUAGUCAUAGUCGUAGUUUGGAGCUCUCGCCGAACCUCCAUAGGAGUUGGAGUAACUUAAUUUAGUUUUCAUUCCCAAAACCAUCAAUCAAACACCCUCGUUCGAACUUUGUUUGAAGAGGUUUAAGUUGUGUCUUAGUAAUCGUUGUCCAAAAAAGUCAAAGUUGCAAUCAAUCUCAAUUCAACGCAAGUUUUCUCGCCGGAAAACAGAAAGGGAAUGAAUUAAUCACGACUUUUUACGGCGGGAUUAGUGAGGCACAAAGACUUGUGGUAGAGGACGAGGAAUUAUAUUUUAACGUAAAGCGAAAUCCCACCGACAGAACAUAGGGAUGUAAGUUUGUCCUUACAAACACACUGACCCGUCCCGACCUUAUAAAGGUCGGGACGGGUCGGGACAACUUAAGGACACGUCACUUACCACAUAUCCCAUACCACAUUGGACCUCUUUGUAAAAAAUUUCAAAGUUUAGGUACUAAAUUGCAAAAAUAAAAAGUUUUGGACCAAAAUGUGAUUUUACCAUCAAAAUUUAAGGACUCAUUUGUAAAAGAAAAAUUAGGUACUAAAUUGUAAGAAAAAAUAAUUUUGAGUACCAAAACAUAAUUUAUAAAAAAAAGUUGAGUCUAGUGUGUAAAUUAGGGCCGACCCACUGACUUGACCUGUCUCGACCCGUCUCAUUCCUUAGGGGUCAUUUGGAUGCAGGUUUUGGGUGUGGGAUUUGGGCACAAUCCCACAUAGUGUUAAAAUCACUCAUUUGGAAAGUAAUUAUAUGAUAGGAGAUUUUAAAUAUUAGAGAUUUCAAAAACCCACAAUUGUGGGAUUGUAAAAUAGCUGAUGGUCAUCAGCUAUUUUAAAAUUCCACACAAAUCCCACAAAUUAAAAACCUGCAUCCAAAUGACCCCUUAAAGGUCAGACAGGGUCAAACAAGAGACAAAAAUGAGACGAGACAGUUAUACAUCUUAACCCUUCAAAUACCAAUUAGAACGAACAUGACAAGUCCUAAGAGAACCCACUUGGAUUGGAUGUGAAGCUGGAGAUUUCAGCCGACUACGGACGAAAUGGACGUCACCCUCCCUCCUCCUCCUCCGAGCAACAACUAAGUCCUAUUAACACUCCGUCGCCAUUGUUAAAUUAAUCACCGAAUAUCUUCCUUUUUUUCUCUAUCUUUUUAUUUUUUUGGGUUGUUGACAGACACGGAAAUAAACGUUAACGACCUGGACCUUCCCUCAGACCCUCACCUCCCUUUCCAUCCUGCUAAUUAUUAUAUCACUCUCACUCUCGCCUCUCCCACGCAAAUAGAAAACCCAUCCUCAACCUCUGAGAUCUAUUCUCACACCUACACCCACACACUCCCUCGCCCUCUCUCUUUUUAUGUUCCUUCUUGUUACACAAUAGAGCGAGCGCCUGACCCAGAUCUCCUCUGGGCUGCUCUUUCUCGUUGCUGAUUCGUUCCUUCAUUCCCAGUAAGCUCCAAGCUUUCCUUCUUGUUUUAGCCACCUAUUGUUUCAUUUAAUUGGAAUCCGGAGUAGACUCGUGUGUCGCGGAUCUGAUUUGAGAAAUUCCCAUCUGGGUUUGGUUCUAAUCAUGGGUUGGAUUCGCUUUCGUAUUUAAGGUUGUGGGAAUUGGGGGAUUUGGUGGUUUCAAUGCGAGUAUGAGUAAUGAGCUUUCUUCUGGUUCAGAUCUAAAGACGCUUUACUUCGUCUUUGAUUGGCUAUUAAAGAUGCCAUUGUCCUUUCUUCGUGUGUGUGAAGUUCUUGAUUGCCAGGCCACCCCUGGGUUUUAAUCAAUUCCCCUGUGAAAACAUGUUUGCCAUUUUUUGGUGUUCUUAUUACUGAAUUGGCUGGAUCAGUGUUUUAAUUAAUUGCUUGCUCUGUCUGUGUGUUAAUUUUCCUGUAUCGAAUUGGGGUAGUUAAGUUUUGUGCGCAGUAAGUCUCCCUCCAUUGCUUAUCGACCGCACAUUGCUUCAUUGGUUUUGUGAUGAGAGCCACGGAUCUCAGUCUUGGGAUACAAGUUGUACUUUUGUGUUGAUACUUAGUCGUCAUACUUAUGCUAAUAAUUUAAUUUAUGUUCUGCUAGAUGGCUAAGCCGGAAGCUUUCAUUUGUUUAUUAUGAGCUCUAUAGUUGACAUAUGUCUGCAAAUGCUUCUUCCUUCCCUCACUUGGCUUCUUUGCUUUUUUUUUCUUUUUUUUUUUUUAGUGCGAUCAGCUUCCUUAAUGUUUACAAUUCUGUUUUUCUUUUGGUUCUUCUUUAUCACAGGUCUUGCUGCAGGGUCUGCUAAAUAUAAGUUUACCCCAGUUUAUUGGGAUACUGAUUUGAACCUAACAGCUUCAGACCAGUAAGAUCUGCAUUAUGAUCUGAGUGACCUAACAAAUAGUCAACAGAGUCAGCUAGAUUGAAGAUCUCAUUAAGUAGGUAUAACAAUGAGAGGAAGACCAGAUGGUGCACAGAAGAAGCGUUUGAUAACGUCUGUCUGUGUUAUAGCUGUCUUCCUUGGAUUUAUAUACUUCUACUAUGGAUCCGUAUUUGGUUCUCAAGGCCGUGGGGCAUCUGCUCUAGAAUAUGGAAGCAAAUCCUUGCGGAAACUGGGCUCGUCUUAUCUUGGCGGGGAUGAUGAGUCGGACAAAGAGGAUGGAACGAAAUUUGGCCUAGAAGAAGGAGAGGAUGAUAGUGUCCCGAAAAGCUUCCCGGUUUGUGAUGACCGGCAUUCAGAACUGAUUCCAUGCUUAGACAGGAAUCUUAUAUAUCAGAUGAGACUGAAGCUGGACUUGUCUGUAAUGGAGCAUUAUGAGCGUCAUUGCCCUCCUGCUGAAAGGAGGUUCAAUUGCUUGAUUCCUCCUCCACCAGGGUACAAGAUCCCCAUCAAGUGGCCAAAAAGUAGGGAUGAAGUGUGGAAAGCGAACAUUCCUCAUACCCAUCUUGCACAUGAAAAGUCUGAUCAGAACUGGAUGGUUGUAAAAGGCGAUAAGAUAGUAUUUCCUGGCGGAGGUACUCAUUUCCACUAUGGAGCUGACAAGUAUAUUGCUUCUAUUGCAAAUAUGUUAAACUUCUCCAAUAAUGUACUCAAUAAUGAUGGAAAUGUAAGAACUGUUCUGGAUGUUGGCUGCGGAGUUGCCAGUUUUGGGGGUUACCUCUUAUCAUCCGAUAUGAUCACGAUGUCCUUGGCUCCAAAUGAUGUUCAUCAAAAUCAAAUACAGUUCGCCCUAGAGAGAGGUAUUCCUGCCUAUUUGGGUGUUCUUGGGACCAAGAGGCUCCCUUAUCCGAGCCGAUCUUUCGAGUUCUCCCAUUGUUCCCGUUGUAGAAUAGAUUGGCUUCAGAGGGAUGGUAUUCUUCUUCUUGAGCUCGAUCGGGUACUUAGACCAGGAGGUUAUUUUGCAUAUUCAUCACCUGAGGCGUACGCACAAGAUGAAGAAGAUCUAAGAAUAUGGAAAGAAAUGAGUGCCCUUGUCGAAAGAAUGUGCUGGAGAAUAGCUGCAAAGAGAAACCAAACGGUUAUUUGGCAGAAACCUCUAACAAAUGAUUGUUACAUGCAAAGAGAACCUGGUACCCAACCCCCUCUCUGUCGUUCUGAUGAUGACCCUGAUGCAGUUUGGGGCGUGCAAAUGGAAGCUUGCAUUUCACCUUACUCUGAGCACGACCACAGGGUCAAGGGCAGCGGACUAGCUCCUUGGCCAGCUAGAUUGACUAGCCCUCCGCCAAGACUUGCUGAUUUUGGCUAUUCGAAUGAUAUGUUUGAAAAGGACGUGGAACUCUGGAGGAAGAGGGUGGAUAACUACUUGAAUAUCUUGAGCCCAAAGAUCCAGUCAGAUACCAUAAGGAAUGUGAUGGACAUGAAAGCAAACUUGGGGUCUUUUGCUGCUGCACUUCUUAAGAACAAGGACGUAUGGGUUAUGAACGUUGUCCCAGAAGAUGGACCAAAUACAUUGAAGGUGGUAUACGACAGGGGGCUGAUAGGCACUAUCCACAGCUGGUGCGAAGCCUUCUCGACAUAUCCUCGGACAUACGAUUUGCUUCAUGCUUGGACCGUGUUCUCUGACAUUGAGAAGAAGGGAUGCAGUGUGGAAGAUCUUCUGUUGGAGAUGGAUCGUGUGAUAAGGCCCAGUGGUUUCAUUAUCAUACGCGACAGGCAAUCGGUGAUAGAUUACGUGAAGAAGUAUAUGGUUGCGCUGCACUGGGAAGCAGUAGACUCCUCCGGCACUGAACAGGACCAGGAUGGUGAAGAGGUUGUCUUCAUCGUCCAAAAGAAGCUGUGGCUGACCAGUGAGAGCCUUAGAGACACAGAGUAGUAGGAGGAGGGACAAGCCCCUUCUCAGUAACUCCAACACUGAAAAUAUUUUUCGAGCAGAAGGCUCCAGCGUAUGGGGAGGAAGUGAAGAAGUAAGUAAGAAGGCCAUAGUGCUGUGAGUAGCAAAGACAGGUUUUACAUUUUGUAGCAGGAAAUGAAGUUCCACCCACCAUAUCCCUCUUUUUUAUGGUUUUUGUUCUUUUGGUCCUUGUAAUGAUUCUUCAAUUUGAUAGCAUGGAACUAUAAGUCGAUAGGGGCACUAUUCUUCAGAUUGGUCUUUUUUUUGCUGUUUGCGUUAAUGAAAGCAAGAAUAGUUACUGGAAACCUUUAUUACUUGAAGUAGUCAUGAGUGAUAAUGAAGUUAGUACAGGAAUGAGUAAUGAUCCAAAAUUCCAAAUGACGGUGUUGGGUUUUCUUACACUCUCGCUAUUCGCCAGCUCAUUCCAAUCUAGUGCCAGUGAAGGCUAAUAAGUAUGUAACUAAGUGGUCCCUUUGCACUGCAGAUGUAGUUGUGGGAACGGUAAUUGUCAAAACAUUACUGUGGCGUGGAUAGUGAUGGCAACCUGGCUCACGCAACUAGGGGUGGGCAAACGGUUCGGUAAACCCGAACUGAAACCGAAUUAAACCGAACCGAAAUCAAAUUAAUGCUAUUCGGUUCGGAAUUGGAAGGAAAAUAUGGAUAGAUCGGAAAUCAGGGUUCUUUCAAUCGAACUGAAUUUUCGACCGAAAAACCGAAAUAUUAUAAUUGCAAGCUCCAAAUGGUGGAUUUUUAUGUUUGUAGUUGUUUUUAGACUUAAAUAUUUGAAAUGUUUUAUGACUUAUGUGUUGAAAAGUUUGGUUUUAUCAUUGAUGAUGCAUAUAAUUGAUAUUUAUUGUUUAUAUUAGGGGUGAAAAAUAAUUUAAAAGUGAGAAAAUACAAGUAGCUUCACAAAUUCGGUUUUGUGUGAAAAACGGAACCGAACCGAAUUAUAGUUCGGUUUAAACCGACCAAACCGAAUUAUAAUUCGGUUUGAAUUUGGGUUUGGGAGAAUUCGGGGACCCGGUAUUCAUAAUUUCGGUUCUGUCGAAACCGAACCGACCGAAUGCCCACCCCAACGCGCAACCCGAUAUGUCUAGAUACAUUUGGACGGGUAUUACUCGAUUUAGAGUAUUGUGAGGUGGGACGUCAGUACUGCUUCUCACUCGUCUUGCCCUGUCCUGUUCUCGAUUCGUUUUUUUUAAUAAUUUGCCUUAAUAUCUAUCUAUAUGUUUUCUCUUUUGAUUUUUCUAAACUCAUAUUUUCAUUCAAAGAAAUUUUAUGACUACAUCGUUCUAUUAUUUCGACUCAAUUAUUUCUUUUAUUAUAUUUUCAUUCAUUUAUGAAAAAAUUUCUCAAUAUUUUCUCAAUAAAUCGAUUCACUCCGUUUCGUAGCCACACGAAUAUUACGCAAUGUCUCAAUCCAUGACUUAUAUAGAUUUUGAGAUGUACCCGCUUCGUUCCAUUGACAUCGCUAGACGUGGAGAGUGUAGUAAAGUGAAUGAAGAAAAGAAAUAAAGUGCCAAGCAAAUAUAUUAACACAUACAUUCAAACCGCCUUGGCACAUGCAAAUGUCCCUUUGAAUUUGACUCUGGGAACCAUUUAUUAAACAACCUUGAGGUGUUUGUUAUUCUUCUUAUCAAGUUUGAUUCUUACGGCAAUCCAAUGUUCCUUUGCUCUCAAGAAAAAGUAUGACCAUUUCCAAGGGCAACAAGCCUAUUCAUCAGAAUCCCAUUGCCAGUCUUGUUCUACAAUUUCACAUUUUUUUUAAUGAGAUUGGAUAUAGCAGAUCUUUAACAUCUAUAAAGAGGAUAAUUUUUUUAGCAGUAUUUGUAAAACUGUAUCGUAUCGAUAGCCCGACCGAAUUUUUUUUCUAUCCGAGUUUAAAUAAGUAGGCUGGUUUUAGGGUUAUACAGCCUCCGAUAAAAUUUUACAAUCCUU